AUGGAGAAAUUUCACAGCCACUCCCCUCUUGGAAUUGUGUUGCUAUGCUUUCUUUCAACUUCCUUAGCCAUAUCCCCGACCAAUUUUAGCACUGAUCAGUCAUCUCUUCUUGCCUUGAAAGCUCACAUUUCAGUUGACACCCUACAAAUCUUGGCGAAAAACUGGUCCAUUGGCUCCUCUGUCUGUGAUUGGAUAGGAGUCUCUUGUGGCUCUCGUCAUCAUAGAGUGGCUGCCUUGAAUAUUUCAAACAUGGGCCUUAACGGCGCCAUCCCUCCACAACUGGGAAAUCUGUCAUUUCUUGUUUCACUUGACAUGAGUAUGAACAAUUUCCAUGGAGAACUACCACAUGAGUUUGCUGGAUUGAGCCGAUUAAAACUACUUAAUUUGGGCGUCAACAAUCUUGAAGGAGAGUUCCCCCACUGGAUUGGUUCAUUUCCUCAACUUCGUCGCUUGUCUCUCAGUAACAAUAAAUUCACUGGUCUUAUCCCAUCUUCCAUCUCUAACAUGUCAAAGCUAAAGGAGAUAAGUCUUUCGUACAACCUUCUGCAAGGAAACAUUCUUACAGGGAUUUUCAAUAUUUCCUCCCUGCAAGUGAUUAACCUAACGGGUAAUGGCCUAUCUGGAACUAUUCCAAGUGAUUUGUGUCACCAUCUUCGGGCACUAAGUCUCCUUUCCCUAUCAUUGAACAAGUUAAAUGGCCAAUUACCAUCAAGUUUAGGUCAAUGUUCAGAACUUCAGGGGCUGUCUUUGUCUUACAACCAAUUUACAGGAUCCAUACCGAAAGAAAUUGGGGACCUGAAGAAGCUUGAGGUGCUGUAUUUGGGUGCUAAUUAUUUAGAAGAUUCAGAUCCAGAAGUUGGUAAAAUUCCAAAAGGAAUUGGAGACAUGAAAAAGCUUGAUUCGCUAGAUUUGGUUGAAAACAAUUUAGAAGGUGAAAUUCCAAAAGAAAUUGGUAAUUUGACUAUGCUGAAAGAACUACAUCUUGGACAUUGCAACCUAACAGGUGAAAUUCCAAAAGAAAUUGGAGACCUAAAUAAGCUUGAGGAUUUGGAUUUGGGUGACAAUUACUUAGAAGGUGAAAUUCCAAAAGAAAUUGGUAACUUAACUAUGAUGAAAGAACUAGAUCUUCGACAUGCAAAUUUAAGAGGUGUAAUACCACGAGAGAUUGGCAACUUGUACUUUCUUGAACGACUCAACUUAGAACAAAAUAGCUUAACUGGUUCCAUACCAAUGGGGAUCUUCAACCUCUCUAGGUUAAUUGCCGUGGUAUUUGUGGGAAAUCAACUUUCAGGCAAUCUUCCAUCAACAUUUGGUUAUAGGCUUCCCAAUUUAGAACGGAUUUACCUCGGCAUUAAUUCCUUCUCUGGAGUAUUACCUACCUCAAUCUCAAAUUCUUCUAAACUUCGUAGAGUAGAUUUUAGUUCUAACAAGUUCACGGGUCCAAUUCCCACUUCCUUUGGGGACCUAAGUCUCCUAGAACUGCUAGAUCUCGCCGACAACAAUUUAACGAGCGACUCCUCAUCUCAAGAGUUGGACAUCAUCACUUCAUUGACAAAUUGCAAAAAUUUGUCAUAUUUGGAAUUGAGUGGCAAUCCAUUGAAUGCGAUCAUUCCAGAAUCGGUCAGUAAUCUUUCAACUUCCUUAGAAAGAUUACUUGCAUCAGAUUGUAAGAUCAAGGGCAGCAUUCCUGAUGGAAUUGGAAACUUUAGCAGUUUGAUCCAAUUAGAUCUAUCAAACAACGAGUUAAUUGGGUUGUUUCCAGCAAGAAUGAAAGAUUUGCAGAGGUUACAAUACAUGGAUCUUAGUAGGAACAAACUAAGCAAAGUCCCCUUACAGUUACUUUGUGUUUUCUAUAACUUGGCUACCAUAAAUCUUGCACAAAAUCAAAUUAUCAACUCAAUUCCAAAGUGCUUGGGAAAUCUUAUUUCCCUAAGGAAUCUGAACCUAAGUUACAAUAAACUAAAUUCUAUGCUACCUGUAGAACUUUGGAACCUAAAAUAUCUCUUGGUGCUUGACCUCUCCUCAAAUUUGCUGAGUGGAUCUCUACCACAAGCAAUUACGAAUAUGAAGAUGGCAGUUUGGGUAGAUUUGUCAACCAAUCAGCUCUCAGGUGGCAUUCCUGGCACUAUUGGAGAGAUGCAGAACCUGAAAAAUCUUUCUCUAGCACACAACAGAUUGCAAGGAUCGAUCCCAGAGUCAAUUGGCAAGAUGUUAAGCUUGGAGUCAUUGGAUCUAUCACAUAACUUUCUCUUUGGAUCGGUUCCAAUGUCAAUGGAGAACCUUCGGUAUCUUAGACAUUUCAAUGUCUCUUUUAACAAUUUAAGUGGUGAAGUUCCUUCCAGAGGGCCUUUUAUCAACUUCACUGCCGAAUCCUUCACUUCAAAUCAAGCCCUCUGUGGAGCUCAAAGGUUUCAUGUGCCCCCAUGUCUAAAUAAGUCAGCUCACAAAUUGAGAACAAAAAAGCUGCAUCGAACAAUUUUUAUUUUACUCGGGGUAAUAAUAGCAGCGGGAGUCUUGUCCUUUGGAUUUGUUUACCUAAGAUAUCGAAAGAAAGAUACACUUUCCAAUGGAGCAAAUUUAUCAUUAGUUGCAAUGCCAGAAAGAAUUUCAUAUUUCAAACUUCUACAAGCAACUAAUGGGUACAGCGAAAGCAAUUUGCUAGGAACUGGAAGCUUUGGAUCAGUUUAUAGAGGUACUCUUGAUGAUGGAAGGCUCGUGGCUGCUAAAGUUUUCAAUUUACAAGUCGAAGGAGCACUCAGGAGUUUUGAUGUAGAAUGUGAAGUUCUACGCAAUCUUCGCCAUAGAAACCUCACAGGAGUCAUCACCAGUUGCUCUAACCCUGAGUUUAAGGCAUUGGUGCUUGAGUUCAUGCCUAAUGGGAGUCUUGAGAAGUGGUUGUAUUCGCACAACUAUUUUUUGGAUAUGAUGCAGAGAUUAGACAUAUUGAUUGAUGUGGCAUGUGCAUUGCAGUAUCUCCACUGUGAGUAUUCAAUUCCAGUAAUUCACUGUGAUUUGAAACCAAGUAAUGUCCUGCUGGAUCAAGACAUGGUAGCCCAUCUAAGUGAUUUUAGCCUUACAAAGUUGUUGGGCGAGGAGAACAGCAUCACAUACACCAAAACACUAGCCACACUUGGCUAUCUCGCACCAGAGUAUGGAUUGGAAGGAUUAGUAUCAACAAAAUGCGAUACCUACAGUUUUGGAAUUAUUAUGCUGGAAGUCUUCACAAGAACAAAACCAAAUAGUGAAAUGUUUGGCGAAAACUUGAGCUUGAAGAGUUGGGUGAUUGAUUCAUUACCUGAUGGAUUGGCUCAUGUCAUUGAUGCAAAUUUGCUGAAGAAAAGUGACGAAUACUUUGUUGAAAAGCUAAGCUGUAUAGCCUCAAUCAUGAAAGUGGCUCUGGACUGCACGAUGGAAUCUCCAAGAGAGAGAAGCAACAUAAAAGAUGUUCUUGUUGUGCUCAAAAAGAUCAAGCUUCAGUACAUAAGUGCCCUCCAUUCAAGGACGUCGUAA
Messenger RNA from Coffea eugenioides, 3510 nucleotides. RefSeq names its product probable LRR receptor-like serine/threonine-protein kinase At3g47570. The transcript has 8 exons. Gene Ontology annotation, biological process: protein phosphorylation. NCBI's taxonomy places the organism in Eukaryota, Viridiplantae, Streptophyta, Magnoliopsida, Gentianales, Rubiaceae. The coding region runs from base 1 to 3510 and encodes 1169 amino acids. Gene Ontology annotation, molecular function: protein kinase activity; protein binding; ATP binding. The record is from RefSeq and is a predicted model, not a curated record.